AUGGCUCGUAUGGCAAUCGGAAUAAGGCAUAACUAUUCCAUGUCGCCUUCAAGAUACCAGCUGCUUCGGCGGGUACCUGCUUCUGUCAGGUUGCUCCGGGCUCCAGCUAGGUCUUAUUCGUCUGCUCAGAGCCAGAGUGCCUUUCAAGAACCUCCUCCUCCGACAUAUAGAAAACGGUCUCUGUUUGGUCGUAUACUUGGUUUCUCGGCCAUAGCCAUCAGCUCUUUCUUUCUCGGCAUAAUAACCAACCCGGACGUUUUCAAAAUGCAUUCCUCCAUCGUCUCUAUACCGUCUGAUGAGGAGACCAACUCCCUCUACACGCCGCCGGACGAGGUGUCCAAGGAGAUCAAUGACUUCAUCAACACACAUCCCCUAUCUGUUUCUCUAAGAGCAGACCCCAGAUACACCGAAUCUCGACCACACAUGAAAUACCCUGCUGAACUGCGCUCGCACAGCUUAACGGGUGGCACUCUCUCAGGACCCGGCCGCAUUGUCGUACCGCCAUUCGCAUGGAACACGGAGGACGGCAGCUCAUUCGUCUCGAUAUUCUACCUUGGCUCCGACCUCAGUGGCCACCCCGGUAUAGUCCACGGUGGACUGUUGGCUACUUUACUUGACGAGGGGCUGGCAAGAACGUGUUUCUCCGUUUUGCCGAACAAGGUUGGUGUUACGGCCAAUUUGAAUAUUGACUACCGUAGUCCUGCACCGGCAGGCUCGUUCUUCGUCAUGCGAGCGAAGACAACCAAGGUCGAUGGGCGCAAGGCGUGGGUUGAGGGCUGGAUUGAGAGUCUGCCUGAUGAUGGCUCUGAGCCUACAAAGUAUGUUGAGGCAAAGGCCUUGUUCAUAGAGCCGAAAAAUGCUGCGCUCAUCCCCCGCCUUUACAAGGUUACCUGA
Microsporum canis CBS 113480 is the source of this 894-nucleotide messenger RNA. Its product is annotated as thioesterase family protein. The record is from RefSeq and is a predicted model, not a curated record. NCBI's taxonomy places the organism in Eukaryota, Fungi, Ascomycota, Eurotiomycetes, Onygenales, Arthrodermataceae. Bases 1 to 894 code for a protein of 297 amino acids. The transcript is spliced from 3 exons.